AUGCCACGAAAUCCAGGUUUAGUUUAUCUUCAUUAUGAUGAUCUUGGUAUAGUUCCUCCAUUUAAACAACCAAGAGUUAAAUGCAAAUAUUGUCCUCAUACUUGUAAUAAAGCACUCAACAAAUGCAAAUCACAUUUAAAAAAUUGUCCUAAAAUUGAUAAUGAAACUUACCAAUCCUAUUUUGGUCAUUCAAAAAUAACAUCUUCACAAGUUGCUUCUCAUUUAUUAAUUAAUACUUCAAAAAAAACACUACAAAAUAGAAAUAUUAAGAAUUUUUUUGACAAUAUUACAACAAAUGAACAAGAUAACCUUGAAUUCGGAUUUGCAGAAGCUGUCUUUCAAUGUGGUCUUCCUUUUUCAUUUUGUGAACUA
Molecule: messenger RNA, 372 nt
Organism: Dentiscutata heterogama
Lineage: Eukaryota; Fungi; Glomeromycota; Glomeromycetes; Diversisporales; Gigasporaceae
Source: the annotation of a GenBank genome assembly